Messenger RNA from Coffea arabica (coffee), 4834 nucleotides. RefSeq names its product protein SHORT ROOT IN SALT MEDIUM 1. Gene Ontology annotation, cellular component: nucleus. Lineage: Eukaryota; Viridiplantae; Streptophyta; Magnoliopsida; Gentianales; Rubiaceae. Gene Ontology annotation, molecular function: calcium ion binding. The record is from RefSeq and is a predicted model, not a curated record. Gene Ontology annotation, biological process: regulation of DNA-templated transcription.
AAGAAAAAGUCAAUCUUUUUGCGUCAUGUGCAAACCAUUUCUAACCCCUUUAAGCCCUAUUAUCAUAAUAAGUUAAUAACCCUCAUAAAGGGGCACCAUCGAUAAAGUCUACCAGUUGCCUCUCUGAACCUCCUCGCGGACAAUCUAUAUUGUGAGGUGAAAAAUGUAUUCAUCUCGUGGGAAUAAUUCAUAUGGUCAACAGCAGCCGCAGCAGCAGCAGCAACCCUACCCUUCUCAAUCCGCCUAUACCCAAAAUUUGGGGCCUGGUUACCAUGGGCCUCCUGGUGGAAGGCCUGAAGGAAUGUUGCAGCCAUCUGUGGUUUCACGGCAUUCAUCUAUGUUAGGAGGUCCACAGGAAGGAGAUAUGGGUGGAUAUAGAGGACAUUCUCAUCUCUCUGCUGGGCCACAAAAUUAUGGUGCAAGGCAGUAUAGUUCUGUAUAUAGUUCGGCAGAUCAACAGGCCCCCAAGAUCAGUGCUAAAGGAUCCCUUCCAUCUCUAUUGGAAGGUCGUAGGGGUUUUAACUCAUCUAUGGCAGACUCACCUAAAUUCACUUCUGGUGACUAUGUGUCUUCAUCUGGCCAUGCAUUUGGCCAUAAAGUUGAUCAGUUGUAUUCAGAUAGAGUUUCUGAUUACACACCUGGGGAUAGGCACCAAUAUGGUGAUCGGCAUAGCAUUUAUAUAGGAAGGGAAUUGCCGAGUGAACCUGCUUCUAGAUAUGCUGAAUCAGUUGCCUUUGUUCAUAAGCAUCAGCCUGAGAUAUAUGAACGCACGGAACAACAAUCAAUGCUAAGGCAAGAAUCAGUGCUGAAAACCCAGUCACUAACAUCUACUUCCCUUGGUGGAAAUUCUAGACAAGCUGAUUUCCUUGCUGCAAGGGGCAACACUCUUCAUCGUUCAGCUGAGGAUCAUUAUCCAAUUCAAGAUCCUAUUGCUUAUGGUGGGAGAAUGGAUCCUGAUCCUCACAGUUUAUCAAUGUUAAGUGGUUCAUCCUACGGAAAAAAUCAUUCUUCAUCAAUCUUAGGAGCAGGACCUCACAGAAAUGUGGAUGAUCUCAAGUUUGUUCAGGGUUCUUUAGAUCCUGGCUAUGGAGUAAGCCUGCCUCCUGGAAGGGAUUAUGGAACAGGGAAGCGGCUUCAAGGCAUGUCCAUAGAUUCGGAUUAUCCAAAUACUAUGUUGUUGCGUGGUGCUCAUCCAAUGAUUAAUGAUCAUAAAGAUGAUAGGGUUGCAUAUCAAAGGGAGCUUGAACGAAGGGGCAAAGAACAUCAUAGGGAUUAUUCACGUGAGCGAGAGAAAGAUAGAGAAAGGGAAAAAGAAUGGGAACAAGAAUGGCAACGAGAGCGAGAGCAAGAGCGUGAUCGAGAACGGGAACGAGAAAGGAAACGGGAGCGGGAUAGGGAGCGUGAAAGGCAGCUUUUUAUUGAGCGUAGGGAGAAGGAAAGAGAACGAGAACAACAUCGCAAACAUGAAAUAACAGUUAAACGUGAGCGAACUCCUGCGAGACUCUCAAAGGAGCGUCGAGGUACAUCCUUGACAAAAGAUGGUAGACCUUCACGACAAGAAUCUCCACGUCAUGAAGCUCUGCAUAGGCGUCAUUCACCUCCUAAAGAGAAAAGGAGAGAUUACGUUUGCAAGGUUUAUUCUUCUAGGUUGGUAGAAGUAGAGAGGGAUUAUUUGUCACUGGCUAAACGAUACCCCCGGCUUUUUGUAUCACCAGAAUGUUCAAAGGUGGUUGUUAAUUGGCCAAAGGUGAAUGUGAAGCUUUCUUUGUACACUCCUGUCAGCUUUGAGCAUGACUUUGUUGAAGAUGAUGCUGCGGUUGAACGCAAGGUAUUGCUUUCUGGACUGCCUACUUGUGAUCUGUCAAAAUCAGAGCACGGAAGUACGGUGUGGAAUUCCAAGAUGAUUUUGAUGAGCGGUCUAAGCCAAAAUGCUUUAGAAGAGCUCUCAUCUGGAAGAAGCUAUGAAGAUCGCAUACCACAUUUCUGCAAUAUGCUCAGAUUUGCUGUUCUUAGAAGGGAUAACUCUUUGAUGGCAAUUGGAGGCCGCUGGGAUUCUACUGAUGGCGGAGAUCCAUCUGUUGAUGACUCUUCUUUGGUUCGAACAGUUCUUAGAUAUGCAAAGGAUGUGGCUCAUCUUGACUUGAAAAAUUGCAAGAGCUGGAAUCGUUUUCUUGAGAUACACUAUGACAGGGUAGGAAAGGAUGGGAUUUUCAGUCAUAAAGAGGUCACUGUACUGUAUGUUCCUGAUCUAUCUGAAUGUCUCCCUUCAUUGGAUGCUUGGCGAGACCAGUGGCUGGCUCACAAAAAGACUUUCUUUGAGAGAGAGCAGCUGCAAACCCUCAGAAAACAGAAAUCUGGAGAAAACAAGACCGGCACUCAAGGGUCUCAUUCAGAUAAGGUAGAGGAUGUGAAAGAUGCCAAAGGACAAGGCCUGCCACAUGAAAACAAAGAAACUUCAUUGUCUGGAGAGGUAACACAUGUUCAUAAUGACGAGCUACAUGGAAGCAAUGAUAAAGGGAAUGUGGCAGAGAAAGACUGCCAAAUGACUGACCAAAAUGUUAGGAAUAAAGAAGGGCUUGAAAGUGUCCAAGGUGGCAGUGAUCUUAUGAAAGAGGAUAAACAAGAAAGUAUGCAGACAGUUGAUACCAUAGUGCCUGGAAAGAAGAAAAUUGUAAGGAAGGUUGUUAAACAGAAAGUUGCAAAAAAGGAUAAUCUGGAAACAGCAGGUAAACAGGCUGAUUUACUGGGUGGAAAAGAUAGUGGGGAGAAACCUGCAGAUCCAGAAGUUCCCGGUCAACAGGAUAGCUCAUCUGCUAAUGUUUCAGAGAUUAAAACGUUUAAGAGAAAGAAAAUCAUUAAAAAGGUUGUGGUUGGUAAAGCUGCAGAGAGAGUAGAUGGUCAAUUGAUGCCUGAAGGGAUUCAGGGAAAAUCUUUGAACGAACUUGAGUGUGCUGAAGACAAGGCAAGCUUUAAACCAGAUGGAGGCAAUACCAUGGUGGCCCAAUGUGCUGGUGCAAAGACAGCUGUGAAGAAGAAAAUAAUUAGAAGGGUGCCUAAAAAAAAGGCAAGUGCUAAGGAUGGCAACAAUGAUGCCACUGAUGCUGGCACUAAGAAAGGGAAUGUGAAGGAUGAAAAGUUGAUUCAGGAUAAUAAUGAGGACCAAAUUAAGGAGGCUCAAACUUCAGGAAUUAACAGCAAACAGUCAACUGAUAUGAACAUAGGAAACUAUAUUAGCUCUACAAUAGAAACAGAAGCUGUGAAUGCUGAGAAGCAAGAAAAAAAGAUAGAGAUGAGGGCUGACCAAGUAGAUGUUUCUGAGUCCAAAACAGGGAUAGACAGGCAAAAGAUUCCUGAGGGUGAUGAUCAUGCAAAAGCAAAAGAAAGGGAACACUUGAAAGAUGAGAAAGAGAGGAGAGGUCGAGAUGAAAAGGAUGACUCAAACAAACUCAAGAAAGAGUUGAAGGAAAAGAGAAGCAGCGAUGAGGCCCCUCGCCAUCCUGGGUUGAUUAUUCAAACAAAAGGGAGCAAGGAUUUAAAGUUGCAGUCCUUGUCACUCUCUCUGGAUUCACUUUUGGAUUAUAACGAAAAGGCUACUGAAGAAUCAACAUUUGAGCUUUCAUUAUUUGCUGAAUCACUGUAUGAGAUGCUUCAAUAUGAAAUGGGUUCUCGGCUGUUGACUUUUCUUCAGAAACUGCGGGUUAGAUUUGUGAGUAAGAGGAACCAAAGGAAGAGACAGAGGGAAGAAGACUGUACAAAGAAAGGUGAGGAGAAACCAACAGGCAGGCGACAAAAAAGAGAUGGCACUAUUGAAGAUGUUAAAUUCAAUAAAACUGAAACUGAUGAGGUAGUAAGUCCAGAGGGAAAAGGAUCAAUUGUCAAUGAGACUACUACGCCUUUUGUGACAGAAGAUGUGAAGAAAAAUGAAACCAAUGAAGAGGAAGACCCUGAGGAAGUGGAGGAACUUUCAGAUGUCCCACAGCAUGACUUGGCUAAUGAGAAAAAUUCUCAAGUUGGCAAGAUGGAUGUUGAUGUGAAAAGUAGAAAGGAUGCUGUUGGUCCAAAAGAUCAGAAGGAUACUGCUAAUGUUGUUGCCCAACAGACAAAGCCUGAUUUAGUUCAAGGCAGUGAGGAGAAAAUUGGAAAGACAGAUAUAAACAAUCAAGGAAGAAAUAAAGUUGACAAGGACCUGUUGCAGGCUUUCAGAUUUUUCGACCGGAAUCGUGUUGGGUAUAUAAGGGUUGAAGAUAUGAGAUUUAUCAUCCAUAACUUGGGGAAGUUCCUCUCGCACAGAGAUGUAAAGGAACUUGUGCAAAGUGCCCUUCUAGAGAGCAACACUGGGAGGGAUGAUCGGAUUCUCUAUGAUAAGCUGGUCAAUAUAUCAGAUAUGCUGAAUCAAUGAUUGAAAUUUGCUGAAUUUUUCCAAGUCAUUUCACAAAUUUACCUUUUCUAUCAUCAAAAAACUUAUUUCCUUUUUAAACUUCUGAAAUGUUUGUUUUUGUUUAAGCACCUUUGGGAUUUUCUUGCAAGGUUGACUGUGCUUCCCUGUAUUUCUGCUUUUUCUUUCAUUUGAUGUGCUCCUAUAGGGGCUGCUGGAGAAAAGAUUUCUCUAUGGUCCCAUCUCUUUUCCUGGCUCAUGAGCAAAAGCAGAUUUGCCGUCUAGAGCAUUUAAUGCAAAUGUCCAUUAUACAGUAAUUCCUCAAUUCUGAAGCACACAUUUUUCAGACCCAAGUCAAAUUUUUGUUUUUCAUUCUGUAUGUAUCAUGUAGAAUGUGGCUGGUCUCAAUCACUCGUGUAGGCUGAUGAAAUAUAAGAAUGAACGGUUAUCAUGUUCCUC